CCUCCUCUUCCCGACUCCCUCCCGGCGCCGCUAAGUUUCUUCGCUCGGGAUCGCGCGCAGAGCUGGGGCCGGGCCCGAGCGGCGCCCCCGCUGCCCUGUCCCCGCGCGCAGACCCCGGGCCCGGCCCCGGCCCCACCGAGCCAUGCUGUGCGGCCGCUGGAGGAGCAGCCGCCGCCGGCCAGAGGAGCCCCCGGUGCCGGCCCAGGUCGCAGCGCCGGUCGCGCUCCCGUCCCCGCCAGCGCCCCCGGACGGCGGCACCAAGAGACCCGGACUGCGGGCGCUGAAGAAGAUGGGCCUGACGGAGGACGAGGACGUGCGCGCCAUGCUGCGGGGCUCCCGGUUCCGCAAGAUCCGCUCGCGCACGUGGCACAAGGAGCGCCUGUACCGGCUGCAGGAGGACGGCCUGAGCGUGUGGUUCCAGCGGCGCAUCCCGCGCGCGCCGUCGCAGCACAUCUUCUUCCUGCAGCACAUCGAGGCCGUCCGCGAGGGCCACCAGUCGGAGGGCCUGCGGCGCUUCGGGGGCGCCUUCGCGCCGGCGCGCUGCCUCACCAUCGCCUUCAGAGGCCGCCGCAAGAACCUGGACCUGGCGGCGCCCACGGCCGAGGAGGCGCAGCGCUGGGUGCGCGGCCUGGCCAAGCUGCGCGCGCGCCUCGACGCCAUGACCCAGCGCGAGCGCCUCGACCACUGGAUCCACACCUAUCUGCACCGGGCAGACUCCGACCAGGACAGUAAGAUGAGCUUCAAGGAGAUCAAGAGCCUGCUCAGAAUGGUCAACGUGGACAUGAAUGACAUGUAUGCCUACCGCCUCUUCAAGGAGUGUGACCACUCCAACAACGAGCGGCUGGAGGGGACUGAGAUCGAGGAGUUUCUGCGGCGGCUGCUGAAACGUCCGGAGUUGGAGGAGAUCUUCUAUAAGUACUCGGGCGAGGACCAUGUGCUGAGUGCCCCUGAGCUGCGGGAGUUCCUGGAGGACCAGGGCGAGGAUGGCGCCACGCUAGCCCACGCUCAGCACCUCAUCCAGACCUAUGAGCUCAAUGAGACAGCCAAGCAGCAUGAACUGAUGACACUGGAUGGCUUCAUGAUGUACCUGCUGUCACCCAACGGGGCUGCCCUGGACCCAGCCCACACGUGUGUGUUCCAGGACAUGGACCAGCCCCUUGCCCACUACUUCAUCUCCUCCUCCCACAACACCUACCUGACCGACUCUCAGAUCGGGGGGCCCAGCAGCACCGAGGCCUAUGUUAGGGCCUUUGCCCAGGGAUGUCGCUGUGUGGAGCUGGACUGCUGGGAGGGGCCUGGAGGGGAGCCCGUCAUCUAUCACGGCCACACGCUCACCUCCAAGAUCCUAUUCCGAGAUGUGGUCCAGGCUGUGCGUGACCACGCCUUCACACUGUCCCCAUACCCUGUCAUCCUGUCCCUUGAGAACCACUGUGGGCUGGAGCAGCAGGCUGCCAUGGCCCGCCACCUCCGCACCAUCCUGGGGGACAUGCUGGUGACACAGGCACUGGACUCCCAGAACCCUGAAGAGCUGCCAUCCCCAGAGCAGCUGAAGGGCCGGGUCCUGGUGAAGGGGAAGAAGCUUCCAGCUGUUCGGAGUGAGGAUGGCCGAAUUUUAUCUGACCGGGAGGAGGAGGAAGAAGAGGAGGAGGAAGAGGAGGAGGCAGAGGCUGCAGAACAGAGGCGGCUGGCCAAGCAGAUCUCCCCGGAACUGUCGGCCCUGGCUGUGUACUGCUGUGCCACCCGCCUGCGGAACCUGCGCCCUGCCCCCACCCUGCCCCAGCCCUGCCAGGUCAGCUCCCUCAGCGAGCGCAAGGCCAAGAAGCUCAUCCGAGAGGCAGGGAAUAGCUUCGUCAGGCACAAUGCCCGCCAGCUGACCCGUGUCUACCCGCUGGGGCUGCGGAUGAACUCGGCCAACUACAGCCCCCAGGAGAUGUGGAACUCGGGCUGUCAGCUGGUGGCCCUGAACUUCCAGACGCCAGGUUAUGAGAUGGACCUCAAUGCUGGGCGCUUCCUCAUCAACGGACAGUGUGGCUACGUCCUGAAACCUGCCUGCCUGCGGCAGCCUGACACAACCUUUGACCCUGAGUGUCCUGGACCCCCCAGAACUACGCUCACCAUCCAGGUGCUGACUGCACAGCAGCUGCCCAAGCUGAAUGCCGAGAAGCCAAACUCCAUCGUGGACCCCCUGGUACGCGUGGAGAUCCAUGGCGUGCCUGCAGACUGUGCUCGAAAGGAGACCAACUAUGUGCUCAACAACGGCUUCAACCCCCGCUGGGGGCAGACCCUGCAGUUCCAGCUGCGGGCUCCGGAGCUGGUGCUGGUCCGGUUCGUGGUAGAAGAUUAUGACACCACCUCCCCCAAUGAUUUUGUGGGCCAGUUUACACUGCCUCUCAACAGCCUGAAGCAAGGGUACCGCCACAUCCACCUGCUUUCCAAGGAUGGGGCCUCACUGUCCCCAGCCACGCUCUUCGUCCAUAUCCGCAUCCAGUGCUCCUGAGGGCCCAAGUGACCCACUCUGGGCAGAGACCCUCUCCUCCUCUGGAGUGGAGGGGCGGUGGGAGUGCCAGCCCCUCCAGCCUGCCCACUUUGCCUGCUCUCCAGACUCUGGUCUCAACUGGGUGAAGGUGGCCUCGGCCCCUCCUGAAAACAGGCGGUUGAUCUUUUCCCUGCCAUUGCCUCCAGCUCCUGGGGUCCUCGGCCCACCCCUCAUCGUGGCUUAUGAAGAGCCAGGCCUGUUGCUGCCAGGAGACUUGAGGGGCAGGACACGUGAGCCCUCACAGCAGGGCCAUCCCAGCCUCUUUCCCCACAGGAGUCCAUCUCCCUUUGCUCCCCCCAGGCAUUAGUCAUCCCCCAAGGCCCUCCUACCCCCGAGGCUUUUCUGGCCUCCUCCCUCCCGCUCUUGAACCUGAGCUCGCCUCUCUUCUUAAAGCAAGAAGCGAGAGCUGAGGCUUGGAGCCCUGAGAAACCUAGGAGGAGGUUUUUAACUUGUGUCAGAGAAGAGCCGUGGAGAGGGCAGGAGAACAAGACUAUCUGUUUUAAAAAAUAAAGAAGCAAGUUUAUUUAA
Molecule: messenger RNA, 3064 nt
Organism: Equus quagga
Lineage: Eukaryota; Metazoa; Chordata; Mammalia; Perissodactyla; Equidae
Gene: PLCD3
Product: phospholipase C delta 3
Exons: 15
Coding region: 143-2497 (784 amino acids)
Biological process (GO): lipid metabolic process; intracellular signal transduction
Molecular function (GO): phosphatidylinositol-4,5-bisphosphate phospholipase C activity
Source: RefSeq, a predicted model, not a curated record